AUGGAUAUAGAAGAACAUAAUGCACCAAUACCUGAGGAUCGGAUUCCUACAGAGAGCCCUACUAUCGUGAAUGAGAAUCCUGCUGAGGAACCGGAUGAUUUGGCGUUACGAAAAACAGCCCUCCAUGUUUCUGGGGUGGAUUUUAUGUCAGAAGCACAAAUUAAAGAGUUUGUAUCCACCUAUGUUCCUGAGCAUGAAUGUGUGAUCGAAUGGAUUAACGAUAAUGAAUGCAACUUGGUAUUUCCGGAUGAAGACGUUGCUCGAAGGGCUCUUUAUUUACUCAUUUCUGAGCCAAUUUCUGAAUUCGAUGACUAUGCUGAACACCCUAUGAAACCUUGUCCAAGUCUUCCCUCCUCCUCGUAUCAAAUACGUUAUGCGAGAUACAAGGACAAAAAAGUAAAAAGUGCUCAUCUAUAUUCCCGUUAUUACCUAUUUCACGGGGACCCUCACGAGAAGGAUCGAUCAUCUCCUUCACAAAGAAAUUCUCCAGAAAACGAAGAUACAAAAGAAGUAUCAAAUCCCCUUCGCAAACGAAUUGGCCCCAAAGUCUCGCAGCUCUCUCUCUUAGAACGAAUUUCCGCUAGUCCUGCGGCAGAACGAAAACGUAGAAGAAACAGAAGAUUAAAAAAGAAAUCGGACACAUAG
Molecule: messenger RNA, 645 nt
Organism: Schizosaccharomyces osmophilus
Lineage: Eukaryota; Fungi; Ascomycota; Schizosaccharomycetes; Schizosaccharomycetales; Schizosaccharomycetaceae
Gene: cbc3
Product: nuclear cap-binding complex variant subunit Cbc3
Exons: 3
Coding region: 1-645 (214 amino acids)
Cellular component (GO): cytosol; nucleus
Molecular function (GO): RNA 7-methylguanosine cap binding; mRNA binding
Source: RefSeq, a predicted model, not a curated record